Molecule: messenger RNA, 1151 nt
Organism: Nilaparvata lugens (brown planthopper)
Lineage: Eukaryota; Metazoa; Arthropoda; Insecta; Hemiptera; Delphacidae
Exons: 5
Coding region: 362-1069 (235 amino acids)
Source: RefSeq, a predicted model, not a curated record
AGGAGAAUGGAGGAGGAAACAUAAUAAGGAAAUCAGAGACCUCUGCAAUAAACCAGGCAUUUUAAGGGAAAUAGAAUGUAUCAUCAGCUAGCUGUAUUAUAGUUUUUUUAGUAAUUUAAUUGUUUUGAGUGGAUGAGGGAAGUUGUUUUAGCCUCGAUGUUAUUCUAUGCGAUAACAAAAUUGUCAGUAGCAACUUUUAUCUCACGAUUAAGAGGAUACAGGAUGUGUCUGUUGGAUAUAGAUAAAGGUUUUCUGGAAUAAAGCAAUCUUCGUCAGUUGCUCACUGCAGUUCAACGAGACUAAAGUCUACUGUGUUCUGAUUUCAACGUGUUUGUGCUUUACUUCUCUGUGUUUUAGCAAAAUGAAGGAUUUUGGAUUGAAAUUUAUACUUCUCGCGUCAACAGUAAUUUUUAAAGGUGUGGUUUGUCAGAGUGACGACUACGUGGAUGGAUGUCUGCCGCAGUUGGCUGAUAGGUGUUUCAGUGGGCUGAUGGAUUUAAUUCCCUGUCACUUCAAAACCAGUGGAGAAUGCUCUGAUCAGGGCACUGAGUUCGACGCUUUUUGCAAUGGUAUAAACGAUGCGCUGAGCUGUUCGUCUGAUAUAAUCGACUCAGACUGCUCAGUGGAGGAAGGAAGGCGAACAUUCGACAACUGGCUCAAAGGACUGGACGCUGUGCGCGCCUACUUCUGUAACCAAAACAAUCAGUCAAUGACAGUUUUGGCCCAGAACGCUCACUGUUGGGAUGUGAUGUAUUUCAUUGAGUGUGUCAACAAACGAGCUCAAGUGGAUCAUGUAGUCAAACUGCUACAGUCCAUGUUGGACAAAAACGAGUGCAUAUUCCUGGUUGGAACGACAUCAGAAUGCAACGCCUUGUCAAUUGUUCCACAAAAAGCGCCCUACUGCACCUCCAGUCAGUCUAUGGAAGUCAUGGCAGAAGCUAUUCACACAUUUUUCACGAACGCAAAAUGCCAAUGGGAUUCUAAAAGCUUACCGAAUAGUGCUCGCAAAAUGUAUCUGUCAUUUUUCAUGUACAUCAGUCUUCUGCUAAUUCUACUCACAUUGUUUUAGGAUGUUCACAAAACAAACAAAUUUGUGUAUAGAUUCAUAAAUUAAUAAAAUGUAUUUGAUAUAAUAAAACUAUUUUCCUGAG